This is a messenger RNA of Dibothriocephalus latus, 333 nucleotides long. The record is from the annotation of a GenBank genome assembly. NCBI's taxonomy places the organism in Eukaryota, Metazoa, Platyhelminthes, Cestoda, Diphyllobothriidea, Diphyllobothriidae.
AUGAAAACACCGGAAUUUGGUCUGCUCCCGAAAGAGUACAACGUCCGCGUGCACGGUGCUUAUUUCCCCGGCUACAAUUAUGGGAAGAAGGAGACACCAGUUGGUGAACUGAAGCUUGCUGAACUUCCGGCAUGGAUUAAGAGUCGGUCGCGCAACCCCGCUGACUGGAUUAAAGCAUUUGCUCGCUUUACUUGGCGUUACAGGCUUAAAUGGUUUUACCCUCGUAGGGCUACGAUGGUUCCAUUCUUUCAAAUCUGUUCCUUCGUAGCUAUUUUCCAAUAUUUCAACAACUUUUCAACCCAUCGCACAGAACGUCAUGCAAAGUACCACUAG